GAGCCAAGAUGGCGCUAGCGGCCGAGAGUCCCAUGCGCUGUUUCCGGUCAUACCCGGAAGCACGAUUCCCAGCUGCAGCUGAGACGGUUGGCGGUUGCCGGCGGGGUGCGUUUUCUUAAAGCUGCUUGCCGCGGAGCCAGUCAGCAGCCAACAUGUCUAACAGAAACAAUAAUAAGCUGCCCAGCAACUUGCCGCAGUUACAGAAUCUGAUCAAACGGGACCCGCCGGCCUACGUCGAGGAGUUUUUACAGCAGUAUAAUCACUACAAAUCCAAUGUGGAGAUUUUCAAAUUACAACCAAAUAAACCUAGCAAAGAACUGGCAGAGCUGGUGAUGUUUAUGGCACAGAUUGGUCACUGCUAUCCAGAACAUUUAAGUAACUUUCCUCAAGAGCUGAAAGAUCUUCUCUCCUACAAUCAUACUGUCUUGGACCCAGAUCUUCGGAUGACAUUUUGCAAAGCUUUGAUCUUGCUGAGAAAUAAGAAUCUCAUCAAUCCAUCAAGUUUGCUAGAACUCUUCUUUGAACUUCUGCGUUGCCAUGAUAAGCUUCUGCGAAAGACUUUGUACACUCAUAUUGUGACUGAUGUCAAGAAUAUAAAUGCAAAACACAAGAACAAUAAAGUGAAUAUAGUAUUGCAGAAUUUCAUGUACACCAUGUUAAGAGACAGCAAUGCAACCGCAGCCAAGAUAUCUUUGGAUGUGAUGAUCGAACUCUACAGAAGAAACAUCUGGAACGAUGCCAAAACUGUCAAUGUGAUCACAACUGCGUGUUUCUCUAAGGUCACCAAGAUAUUAGUUGCUGCUUUGACAUUCUUCCUUGGGAAAGAUGAAGAGGAGAAACAGGACAGCGACUCAGAAUCUGAGGAUGAUGGACCAACAGCAAGAGACCUGCUAGUGCAGUAUGCCACAGGGAAGAAAAGCUCCAAACACAAGAAGAGGUUGGAAAAGGCUAUGAAAGUGCUCAAGAGACAAAAGAAGAAGAAAAAACCAGAGGUGUUUAAUUUUUCAGCUAUUCACUUGAUUCAUGAUCCCCAAGAUUUUGCAGAAAAACUGCUAAAGCAACUGGAGAGCUCUAAGGAGAGAUUUGAAGUGAAGAUGAUGCUCAUGAACCUCAUCUCCAGAUUGGUGGGAAUUCAUGAGCUUUUUCUCUUCAACUUCUAUCCGUUUGUGCAAAGAUUUCUGCAGCCCCACCAAAGAGAAGUAACAAAGAUCCUUCUUUUUGCUGCACAAGCAUCUCAUCACUUAGUACCCCCAGAGAUCAUUCAGUCAUUGCUCAUGACUGUGGCCAACAAUUUUGUUACUGACAAGAACUCUGGGGAAGUCAUGACAGUAGGAAUCAAUGCUAUAAAAGAGAUAACAGCUCGAUGUCCUCUAGCCAUGACUGAAGAACUUCUCCAAGAUCUGGCUCAGUAUAAAACCCACAAAGAUAAGAAUGUGAUGAUGUCUGCUAGAACUUUGAUUCAGCUCUUCCGAACACUGAAUCCUCAGAUGUUGCAGAAGAAAUUCCGGGGUAAACCUACAGAGGCCUCCAUAGAAGCAAGAGUGCAAGAAUAUGGAGAAUUAGAUGCUAAAGAUUACAUUCCAGGAGCAGAAAUUUUGGAAGUUGAAAAAGAAGAAAAGAAUGCUGAAAACGAUGAAGAGGGGUGGGAAAGUACCAGUCUCAGUGAGGAGGCAGAUGCUGAUGGUGAGUGGGUUGACGUGCACCACUCUUCUGAUGAAGAACAGCAAGAAAUCUCCAGGAAGCUGAACAGCAUGCCCAUGGAGGAGCGGAAAGCCAAAGCUGCAGCCAUCAGCACUAGCCGAGUUUUAACUCAGGAAGACUUCCAGAAAAUCCGCAUGGCCCAGAUGAGGAAAGAACUCGAUGCUGCCCCCGGGAAAGCCCAAAAGAGGAAAUACAUUGAAAUAGACAGUGAUGAGGAGCCCAGGGGCGAGUUACUUUCUCUUCGGGACAUUGAACGCCUUCAUAAAAAGCCAAAGUCUGACAAGGAGACAAGACUAGCAACUGCAAUGGCUGGAAAGAUAGACCGAAAAGAAUUUGUGAGGAAGAAAACCAAAAUGAAUCCAUUUUCCAGUUCCACAAAUAAAGAGAAGAAAAAACAGAAGAACUUUAUGAUGAUGCGGUAUAGCCAUAAUGUCCGGUCAAAAAAUAAGCGUUCCUUCCGAGAAAAGCAGCUGGCACUACGAGAUGCACUUUUAAAAAAGAGAAAAAGAAUGAAGUAACCUCCAAACAAGUUUUCCAUUCCAAAGAGAAAGCUAAAUUUGUGUCAUUAUUUUGAAAAUUAGUAAAUCAAGAAUGUUUGUUAACAUUAAAAAGUCCAGAAGCACUAUUUUGUGAAAAAUACAGUAAACUUGGUAGCAAUUUGAUGUUUUUUAUUUUGGGUAAUGGUGGGAAUGUUUGAAAUGUAAACAGUAGUGGUGUUAUAAAAUCAUUUUCAUUUAGAAUUUAUGCAAAAAAAAAUUGUUGUGUGCCUACUAGUUGUCACUGUAGAUAUAAAAAUGAAUGAGCCAUAACCCUUCACUCAAGACAUUCACAGCCUGUUUGGGGGAUGGGGGAGCAAGUGUGUACAUGUGUAUUUAUAAUGCAGUGUAAAUAGUUCUCCAUUUCUGUGGGGUCUCUGAGGCCUUACAGACUAACUCUGCAGAAGAUGGGAGUUACAUAUUCUCUAAAAACUAAAUGGGACAAUGUUACAAGAGUAAGAGGUUCUUACUUAUAAAUAGGCUUACCUGCUGAAAACAGGUCCCUGCUGUACAGAUUUUGGGUAGACAGAUUAGCUCUUUUAGUCUAUCCAAAAGAUUUAAAUAUUUUUUUGAAUGAUUUAAAUAUUUUUUUGAAUGCCAGGUACAGGCUUUUUGGUUAAGACCUCGCUUUUUAAAUUGCCUUAAGUGUAAAGAGUAAUCUUGAAGUGUCUUUAGUCCAUUUGGGCUGCCCACUCUAACACAGAGGAAAAAGAAAUCAGAUUGGUUUCCUCAGCCUUCCUUCACCCUGAAGUCUUUUCAGCCCACUGUUUGCCUGGUCUCAAUAAACGGUUUCUAAUGUCAACUAGGUACUCUUGUGUGGGUUGAGUGGUGCGUGUUGGUGUGUUGGUGUCCCUUCCCUAGGCAUGCUUGAGUAGAUUUCAGGGGACCUGAGAGCCAUGGUCCGUCUCUCUGUUUGCAGGUUGUUGCAUUUGGAGGUAGUUUGGUGCCUUUUGCCUCAGAUUUCUCAGAUAAUACUGUGGUAGAUGAGAAAAUUGCUUUGUCUUUAAAUUAGAGUGAAAGGCAAUUUUCUGUCCACUCAGAAUUAGAAAACAGCUUCCAAAACCACUAUUCUUGUUCCUUUUCCAGUAUCUUCUGUUCACUUUCGGAAUUCAACUUCGGUUUUAUUUGAAUGAAACUUCAUGACUUUCUCUAAGAUGCUCGUGGUCACUGGGGAUUAGUUGUGAAAACCUUGAGGUUUAAUGAUUAAAUUGCACUGGCCUAGUGAGGGGAGCUCUCAGAGUCAACCCCAGCAACUUCAGUGUUUCACAGGGAGUGUCUGAUGCACAUUUGAAUGUUUCAGACCUGAAACUGCUCUCUUUUCUUUCUGCAUUUUUGAACUGGGUGUCUCCUCAUGGGUCUAGCUUCAGAGAGAGGUAAAUAAAACUCAAAAUGGCAUGGCAGCUAUGGUCCACAGCUUUGCUGAGUGAAUUGUGAUGGAGCCUGGAAGUUUCAUCCUUCCCCUAGACUUUCCCACCCCACUUAGAUGCCAAGAGGCCAAAGUCCGAUCUGUGUUCUGACUCCUAUUCUUCUACUCUGGCUUCACCCUCCUUUUAAGUGAGGUUUAUAUGCAAGAUAGAAAAAUAUCUGGCUUAAAAAGGUUCAGUCUUAACUCUGUUUUAUUUCUUUAA
This is a messenger RNA of Ceratotherium simum simum (southern white rhinoceros), 3865 nucleotides long. It is a transcript of the gene SDAD1, whose product is annotated as SDA1 domain containing 1. Gene Ontology annotation, biological process: ribosomal large subunit export from nucleus; ribosomal large subunit biogenesis. Lineage: Eukaryota; Metazoa; Chordata; Mammalia; Perissodactyla; Rhinocerotidae. The record is from RefSeq and is a predicted model, not a curated record. Gene Ontology annotation, cellular component: nucleolus.